Molecule: messenger RNA, 951 nt
Organism: Hippocampus comes (tiger tail seahorse)
Lineage: Eukaryota; Metazoa; Chordata; Actinopteri; Syngnathiformes; Syngnathidae
Product: orexin receptor type 1-like
Exons: 2
Biological process (GO): G protein-coupled receptor signaling pathway
Cellular component (GO): plasma membrane
Molecular function (GO): G protein-coupled receptor activity
Source: RefSeq, a predicted model, not a curated record
CUUUGCGGAGCAUCGCGUCCUUUUCGGAUGCGAGGCGUCAUGGAUUCUCUCCAGAACGGCCCCUCGGACCGGAGCUCGUCCCGGCCCGCCCCCUCCCCGCCGCCGGAGCGGCUCAACGGCACGCCGAGCCCGUCCUGGGACGACGCGGCCGACCUGGAGAACAUGCUGCUGUGGACCCUGCGCGAGCCCGGCACCAUCGCCUUGACCCUCCUGUACAGCCUGUCCUUCCUGCUGGGCUUCGCCGGCAACCUGACGUCCCUGCGGGUGCUCGCCGCCAGCCGCAGUCGGCGUUUGGCCGCCGUCAGCGCCACCCGCAGCCUGCUGCUCAACCUGGCCGUGUGCGAUCUGGCCGUGGUGUGCGUGUGCAUGCCCAUCACGCUGGCCAGCCGCAUCUACACCGCCUGGGUGUACGGCGACCUGCUGUGCCGCGCCGUCCCCUUCACGCAGGCCGUCUCGGUGUCGGCCAGCGUCCUGACGCUCAGCGUCAUCAGCGUCAACCGCUACUACAGCGUCCGCUCGCCGCUCAGGGCGCGCUCCAUGUUCACCCGCCGGCGCGUCCUGGCCACCGUCGCCGCCGUGUGGGCCGCCUCGUCCGCCGUGUGCGCCCCCAUCGCCGUCGUCAACCGUCGGCGGGAGAUCGGCUUCGGCGGCUUUUCCAUUCUGGUGUGCCAGGAGGAGUGGCCCAAGCAUCGCCUAAAGCAAGGGUACAACGUGUUGCUGUUCGCGGUGCUCUAUUGCCUUCCGGUCACCUUCAACCUGACUGUCGGCUUCCUGACCGGCCGGCGACUGUGGGGCGGCACGCGGUCGGCCUUCGCCGACCUGGACCCACGCAGCCGGGCCCUGCACGCCUCUCGCCUGAAGACCCGGCAGAAGAUCGCCAAGAUGGUGGUGUGCCUGGUGCUGCUGUUCGCCGUCUCGUGGCUGCCGCUCUACGUGGCCGACCUGUGGAUC